Molecule: messenger RNA, 528 nt
Organism: Bipolaris maydis ATCC 48331
Lineage: Eukaryota; Fungi; Ascomycota; Dothideomycetes; Pleosporales; Pleosporaceae
Source: RefSeq, a predicted model, not a curated record
AUCUAACUCUACUAUCAUUGUAGCUAUGACCAAUCUAUCCAACAAAACCCUAGCUGUCAUUGGCUCUGGAGCCAACAUGGCUACUGGAAAUCUGAUCUAUAUGCUUGGCGGCAUAGAUUUGCAGACUCUUGAAGAACUGCAUAAAAAGAGCAUAGACUCUUAUGAAGAAGCCGUGCAGGAACUGAAAGACACAAACAAGGAGCUCUACUUCUACACCCCGCGAUACAGGGUUACUGUCAAAGAUCAAACCCCGUCUGCUGAUGGCCUUCUACUCGUUGUGAGACCGCCUCUUCAGGCAGCUGACGCAAGUUUCACUGAGGAUUUAGUCGAUAAGGUUAAGAGCUUAGAGUCGUUCUUUGUAAAAAGGAAGGCUAUAAUUCUGAUUGAAGCUCCGGCAAACUAUGGAUGGUCGGAAAGCGAAUACAACGACUUGGCGCGAAGUAUAAAAGCUACGCUUUAAAGUCUUGGUAUUUUAGCUGAAAGGUACAUAUACUAUAUUCUUCAAAAUAUCUGACGAUGUACUUAUUG